Messenger RNA from Megachile rotundata (alfalfa leafcutting bee), 594 nucleotides. RefSeq names its product THUMP domain-containing protein 1. The record is from RefSeq and is a predicted model, not a curated record. Gene Ontology annotation, biological process: tRNA modification. Lineage: Eukaryota; Metazoa; Arthropoda; Insecta; Hymenoptera; Megachilidae. Gene Ontology annotation, molecular function: RNA binding.
AUGGAUGUUCAAAAACGGAAAAGGAAUUAUUACUAUAAUAAUAAUAAAAAAAAACAUAAGCAAUUUAAUUUGGAACCGGGUAUGAGAGGUUUCUUAUGUACAUGCAAUUAUCGUGAGAAAGAUUGUGUACGCGAUGCGUAUAAAUUACUGAAUGAAUUUGCCGAUGAAAUUUACGGAUCAAAUACUAAAAAGGAUUUUAAUGAUGAUAAUACUGAACAAUCUAUGAUAAAAAAACAUGAAACAGAUCAAAGUGACGAAGAAGAUGACAUAUCAACUGCUUUAAACAAAGAAAUUAAUGAAUUGAAAACAGAAUAUGCUAAACCAGUGGAUUCUAGAAGAUUUCAGGUAGUUGAUACUGGUGUAAAAAAUGUAAUUUUUAUAAGAAGCUCUAUAAUUCAUCCAUUAGAAUUAGUUACUAAAAUUAUUACGGAAUUAGAUAGAACAAAACAACAACGUACUAGAUUUUUAUUAAGAUUGCUUCCAAUUGAAGUUGUAUGUAAAGCUUACAUGAAUGAUAUAAAGUUGAAAGCAGACACAAUGCUUGAAAAAUAUUUUGCACAAGAACCAAAAACAUUCAGUAUUGUGUUUAAGUAA